GAAUCGGUUGUAGCGAUGAGUUCACACAAAGAGUCUCAGCAAAGCAAAUGGAAAUCUCUAGAACCUGCCGUCAGAAGGGGAAAUAUCUCCCAAGUUUCUUCCAUCCUCGACGACAACCCCAAUCUUGCCGCCGCUCCCGGCCCACAUUCCUUGCUCCACAGUGCCGUGGACUCCGAAGGGAACUGUACUUCGUUGCUGCGUAAGCUGCUCGAUGCUGGAGUCCCGCCCAACACUCAAAGUCUGGCGACCAUCGGCGCCCUCCACCUCGCGGCGAAGAAGAGCUGCUUCAAUUGCAUGAAGCAACUGCUCGACGCAGGCGCCGACGUUAACCUCAAGGACAUACAGGAUCGAACUCCUUUGUUUUACGCAGUCAAUAACAAUCGCGACGGAAGUGGUCAGUGCAUACAGCUGCUCCUGGAGAAGGGCUCUUCAGUUAACGAUGUUUGUGAGGGCCGCAUCACACCCCUUCACGUUGCUGCUGAAGUGGGCAACGUCACAGCUGCCCAGCUGUUGCUGAAGGCAGGGGCGUCCCACGAUGCGAGAGACAAGGAUGGCUGCACGCCCUUGCAUCUUGCCACGACUUCCGGCAUGGUUGAGGCACUGUUAGCAGGCGGAGCUGAAGUCACAGUAAAGGACAACGCCCUUCAGACGCCGCUAGAGAGAGUGAUUCAGUUCUACCCGACGGUCGCCCAGACACUGCUUGACGCCGGCGUAGAAGUGCGCGGGAACCCGCAGGAAAAAGACCUUCGCGUCUUUUUCCAUUUGAACACCGUGACUGGUGGCAGCAGCCCAUGCGAAGUAGAUCUCUUAGACAAAAUAGAAAAUUAUGGUCACUACGAUCUUCUAAAGCAUCCUCUUUGCGAAAUAUUUCUCCACCUGAAGUGGUACCACGUACAACCGCUCUUCUACAUGUUAUCCAUCUUACGCGUGGUCAUGAUUGUCUCCCUGACACUGUACCUGACCUUUCAGCAACGAGUCGAGAGGAAGGGGACUGAAUACGCCGCUAACUGCUCCGUCUGGAGCAAUGGACUUGACGACCUCCUCAGUGAUGAGAACUUGUAUAUUGUGAUUACUUCAACGAGAGUGUUGGCACUACUACUUGUAGCCUUACUUAUCGUAUGGGAUGUAAUAAAAUAUUUUUCAUUCAAGUUGCAAUUCUGGAGAAGAAUGGAUUCACCUAUUACCAUUGUCUUCUUUGUGUGUUCUGCCGCGGUGCUAAUUGCGGGUUAUGAUUUAAGCUCUUGGAAACAACACUUCGGUACUGUGGCGCUUUUGACAGGCUGGUUGCAGGUGACAUUCAUCCUGUCCCACAGCCCCGAUCUUGGCAUUUAUAUCCAGUUGUUCAAGGUGGUGGCGCUUAGGAUGACCAAGUUUGCGGUCGUCUACCUGCCCGUCUUCAUAGGCUUCUCCCUCUGCUUCCGAGUGACCUUUGACCAGAGCGGAACCACCUUCCAGACGCCCCUGUCCUCCGGCAUCAAGGCCCUGGCCAUGAUGUCAGGCGAGCUCGACUACAAUAGUGUCCUUGGUCGUCAUGACCCCAUUCGCCCUGGAACGAGGGAAAUCAUUUUCUGCUUCUACGUACUGUUGAUAGCAAUAACCACAGUCAAUCUUCUGGUGGGCCUUGCUGUGAGGGACAUCCAGGUGUUGAUGAAGAAGGCGGGGGUGAAUCGCCUGGCGUUGACUGUCCUCUUAGAGAUGCAGAUCGACGAGUUCUUCAAUUCGCGUUUCGCCUCCUGCUUCCUCCUCCGGCCACUGAAGGACAUGACGUCACUCCUACCGAGCCUGACCGCCAAACCGCUGACUGUCAGGCGCGGCAGCUCCCGGCCCCGAAGCACAAUCGCCAACUUCAAGAUGCAGGGACAGGCCGCCCAGAGAAUGAUCGUAGCAGAAAAGUACUACAAUGUGUUCAUCUGCCCCAACCGCACGAAUGACUCCGGCCAAGUGUACAGGAGUCUCAUCCCACACGAAUUCUCCAGCGAGGGCUUCAUCGAGCGACCUGCCGCGUUCACGCUCCCCCCAUGGAUUGUGAGGAACACCAAGCUCCUCAUCAACAGCGACCGGUUCAGGAGGAAGGUCGAUGGAGGUGAAGGGAACCAGACGCAAGAAGAAGCUUCGAUGCUCAAUUCAGGCUCCUUCUGAGGACGAAGGGUGCGGAGGCUUGCAAGAAAGGGACUUGGCGUUCGAGAGCCUAUUGAAUCAGCAUCAUAAUCAACAUUAUUAAUUUAAAUGUUUUUAUCACUAUCACUAGUAAUAUUAUUAUUAUUAUUAUUAUUAUUAUCAGUUACUAUUAUUGUUGCUAUUAUUAUUAUCAUUAUUACUGUUAUUGACUUCAAUGUUAUCAUUAUUAUCAUUAUCAUUAUAAUUGGACUAAUACCAAAUCAUGAGUGCUUGCAUAAUGAGUUCCAUUAUUAUGAUAUUAUUAUCAUUAGUACUGUUAUGAUUAUUACUGCUGUUGUUCUUAUUACUGAUUACUGUUAUUGUUAUCAUUAUCAUUAUCAAUAUAUCACAACUAUUAAUUGCAAUAUCAUUAUACAUCGAUAUUGUUAAUAUUAUAAUUUUUGUUAUCAUGAUCUUGAUUAUUACCAUCAAUAUUAUAGCGAAUAUUAUUAUCAUGGUCAGUAUCAUUAUGAUUCUUAUUACUCGUAUUUUGUUUUUCAAAAAACUGUUACUAUCACUGACACUUGUAUAGAAUAUGGCUGAAUAUAGAAAUGGUGAAGCUAUCCUGAUGCAAGAAAUUGUUGUCCAGAGAUGCACAGAUAUAACAACUUAUUUAAUUAAAAGAUACAUUGAUGUUUA
Molecule: messenger RNA, 2796 nt
Organism: Penaeus chinensis
Lineage: Eukaryota; Metazoa; Arthropoda; Malacostraca; Decapoda; Penaeidae
Product: transient receptor potential channel pyrexia-like
Exons: 5
Coding region: 16-2139 (707 amino acids)
Biological process (GO): transmembrane transport; monoatomic ion transport
Cellular component (GO): membrane
Molecular function (GO): monoatomic ion channel activity; protein binding
Source: RefSeq, a predicted model, not a curated record